This is a messenger RNA of Tupaia belangeri chinensis (Chinese tree shrew), 7233 nucleotides long. RefSeq names its product lysine methyltransferase 2E (inactive) (gene KMT2E). Gene Ontology annotation, biological process: regulation of DNA-templated transcription. The record is from RefSeq and is a predicted model, not a curated record. Lineage: Eukaryota; Metazoa; Chordata; Mammalia; Scandentia; Tupaiidae. The coding region runs from base 924 to 6488 and encodes 1854 amino acids. The transcript is spliced from 29 exons. Gene Ontology annotation, cellular component: Rpd3L-Expanded complex; Set3 complex.
GACUCCUCGGUUCCGGGUGAAGAGGCUGCGCACUGCUGUUUGGGGAGGGGGUGUGUGGAGCCGGGUCCUGUGUCCGCAGUGGCCGCUGUCUGGGGGUCGCCUGAGCGCCGAGGUGUGGAGAGACUCCUCGAGGGUCGAGCAGAUAACGGGGUUCGGGUGUCCAGUGUGUGAACAUCACAGGGUUUGUUUGGAUGCAGGAACAGAAAUCAGCUCUAGCUAGCUAAGUAAAGAAUUUGUUAUAAGGCUAUAGAGAAAAUCUCAGAGACUUUAUUUGAAGAAACUACAGAUGGAUCUCACAGGAAUUGGCAAGGUGUCAAAGAGCCACUAUUUUCCAUCUUGAUCCCUCUAAUUAGCUGUGACUGGUUAAAGAGAUGGUUGUGAGGUCUAUUCUGGAUAGCAGGUUUUGUGAAGACAUUUAUUCUUUCUUGGACCUCAGAUUUACCAGACAUCUCAUGUUUUUGCCUCUGGUAAAUAAAUGCACAACUGAACACAAUAUAGAUCUAAAAUACAAGACUUCUUAUGAGAUAACAUAAAGAAAGAUAAGCUGAUCUGAAGAAAACUUCUACCAUCUAGAUGCUGCCAACAAGGAAGAGAAUUUUUUUUUAAAUUACAGUUGCUACCUGUUGUUAGGACCACAUUUUCAGCAUUUUAAGGAAAUGCAGUAUAAUAUAAUACUUGAAUAGACACCUUUUUUUUUAUUUUGCUUGCACUUUGGCAUGUAGAAAUGUUAUAAUUUAUAGUUUUGUGCUGGUUUCUAAAUGUGACUUUUAUGAAGUAACUCUAAUAGACUCACAGAUACAAAAAAGAAGGGUUUGUGGAUGCACUUAGAUGUUUGCAAUGAGCACUGUGGCUGGCAUGCCCCAGUGUUUUGGAUACCAAUGCAUAGGACUCCAUAGUAAUCGAAUUUACCAGAGGCGAACGUCAUGAGCAUAGUGAUCCCUUUGGGGGUUGAUACAGCAGAAACGUCAUACUUGGAAAUGGCUGCAGGCUCAGAACCAGAAUCUGUAGAAGCUAGCCCUGUGGUAGUUGAGAAAUCCAACAGUUAUCCCCACCAGUUAUAUACCAGCAGCUCGCAUCAUUCACACAGUUACAUUGGUUUGCCCUAUGCGGACCAUAAUUAUGGUGCUCGUCCUCCUCCAACACCUCCGGCUUCCCCUCCUCCAUCAGUUCUCAUUAGCAAAAAUGAAGUAGGCAUAUUUACCACUCCUAAUUUUGAUGAAACUUCCAGUGCUACUACAAUCAGCACAUCCGAAGAUGGAAGUUACGGUACUGAUGUAACCAGGUGCAUAUGUGGUUUUACACAUGAUGAUGGAUACAUGAUCUGUUGUGACAAAUGCAGUGUUUGGCAACAUAUUGACUGUAUGGGGAUUGACAGGCAGCAUAUUCCUGAUACAUAUCUAUGUGAACGUUGUCAGCCUAGGAGUUUGGAUAAAGAGAGGGCGGUGCUAUUACAACGCCGGAAGAGGGAAAAUAUGUCAGAUGGUGAUACUAGUGCAACUGAAAGUGGUGAUGAGGUUCCUGUGGAAUUAUAUACUGCAUUUCAGCAUACUCCAACAUCAAUCACUUUAACUGCUUCAAGAGUUUCCAAGGUUAAUGAUAAAAGAAGGAAAAAAAGUGGGGAGAAAGAACAAAACAUUUCAAAGUGUAAAAAAGCCUUUCGUGAAGGAUCUAGAAAGUCAUCAAGAGUUAAGGGUUCAGCUCCAGAGAUUGAUCCUUCAUCUGAUGGUUCAAAUUUUGGAUGGGAGACAAAAAUCAAAGCAUGGAUGGAUCGAUAUGAAGAGGCAAAUAAUAACCAGUAUAGUGAGGGUGUUCAGAGGGAGGCACAAAGAAUAGCUCUGAGAUUAGGCAAUGGAAAUGAGAAAAAGGAGACAAAUAAAUCAGAUUUGAAUACUAACAAUUUGCUCUUCAAACCUCCUGUAGAGAGCCAUAUACAAAAGAAUAAGAAAAUUCUAAGAUCUGCAAAAGAUUUGCCACCUGAUGCACUUAUAAUUGAAUACAGAGGGAAGUUUAUGCUGAGAGAACAGUUUGAAGCAAAUGGGUAUUUCUUUAAAAGACCAUACCCUUUUGUUUUAUUCUACUCUAAAUUUCAUGGGCUAGAAAUGUGUGUUGAUGCAAGGACUUUCGGUAAUGAGGCUCGAUUCAUCAGGCGUUCUUGUACACCCAAUGCAGAGGUGAGACAUGAAAUUGAAGAUGGAACCAUACAUCUUUAUAUUUAUUCUACACAAAGUAUUCCGAAGGGAACUGAAAUUACUAUUGCCUUUGAUUUUGAUUAUGGAAAUUGUAAGUACAAAGUGGACUGCGCAUGCCUCAAAGAAAAUCCAGAGUGCCCUGUUCUAAAACGUAGUUCUGAAUCCACGGAAAACAUCAAUAGUGGUUAUGAGACGAGGAGGAAAAAGGGAAAAAAAGAGAAAGAAAUUUCAAAAGAUAAAGAUACACAAAAUCAGAACAUUACACUGGAUUGUGAAGGGACAACCAACAAGAUGAAGAGCCCAGAAACAAAACAGAGAAAGCUUUCUCCACUGAGAUUAUCAGUAUCAAAUAAUCAGGAACCAGAUUUCAUUGAUGAUAUAGAAGAAAAAACUCCUAUUAGCAAUGAAGUGGAAAUGGAAUCAGAAGAGCAGAUUGCAGAAAGGAAAAGGAAGAUGACAAGAGAAGAAAGGAAAAUGGAGGCAAUUUUGCAAGCUUUUGCCAGACUCGAAAAAAGAGAGAAGAGAAGAGAACAAGCUUUGGAAAGGAUCAGCACAGCCAAAACUGAAGUCAAAACCGAAUGUAAAGAUGCACAGAUUGUCAGUGAUGCUGAAGUUAUUCAGGAACAAGCAAAAGAAGAAACUACUAGCAAGCCAACCCCUGCCAAAGUGAAUAGAACUAAACAGAGAAAAAGUUUUUCUCGGAGUAGAACUCACAUUGGACAGCAGCGUCGAAGACACAGAACUGUCAGUAUGUGUUCGGAUAUCCAGCCAUCUUCUCCUGAUAUAGAAGUUACUUCACAACAAAAUGACAUUGAAAAUACUGUACUUGCAAUAGAGCCAGAAACUGAAACUGCACUAGCAGAAAUAAUUACUGAAACUGAAGUUCCAGCACUUAAUAAAUGUCCUACAAAGUACCCUAAAACAAAGAAGCACUUGGUCAAUGAAUGGUUAAGUGAGAAGAAUGAGAAGACAGGAAAACCUUCAGAUAGCCUUUCAGAAAGGCCUCUGCGCAUAACUACGGAUCCCGAAGUGUUAGCUACACAGCUCAAUUCUUUACCAGGUCUCACUUAUAGCCCCCAUGUGUACUCUACUCCUAAGCAUUAUAUUAGAUUUACUUCACCAUUCCUUUCAGAAAAAAGGAGAAGAAAAGAACCUACUGAAAACAUCUCUGGCUCAUGUAAAAAGCGAUGGUUGAAACAAGCUCUGGAAGAAGAAAAUUCAGCAAUUCUGCAUAGAUUUAAUUCACCUUGUCAAGAAAGAUCCAGAAGUCCUACAGUCAAUGGUGAAAAUAAAAGUCCACUACUAUUAAAUGAUAGCUGUUCCCUUCCAGAUUUAACUACUCCACUAAAGAAACGGAGACUUUACCAGUUGCUAGAUUCUGUUUACUCAGAAACCUCCACACCGACUCCUUCACCAUAUGCUACACCAACUCACACAGAUAUUACAUCUAUGGACCCAUCAUUUGCCACCCCUCCACGGAUAAAAUCAGAUGAUGAAACAUGUAGAAAUGGUUAUAAACCCAUAUAUUCACCGGUUACCCCAGUAACACCUGGUACACCAGGAAAUACCAUGCACUUUGAGAAUAUUUCUUCCCCAGAAAGUUCUCCAGAAAUAAAGAGACGCACUUACAGUCAAGAGGGAUAUGACAGAUCUUCAACUCUUCUAACAUUGGGGCCUUUUAGAAAUUCCAAUUUAACUGAACUGGGUCUGCAAGAAAUAAAGACUAUUGGUUAUACCAGCCCUCGGAGUAGGACUGAAGUCAAUAAGCAGUGUCCUGGAGAAAAGGAAUCAGUGUCGGACCUUCAGCUGGGACUCGAUGCAGUCGAGCCAACUGCCUUACAUAAAACCCUGGAAAUGCCUACACAUGACAGGACUGAACCAAACAGCCAACUGGACUCGACUCACUCUGGACGGGGCACAAUAUAUUCUUCCUGGGUAAAGAGUCCUGACAGAACGGGAGUUAACUUCUCAGUGAACUCCAACUUGAGGGACCUGACGCCCUCACAUCAGUUGGAAGUUGGAGGAGGCUUCCGAAUAAGUGAGUCAAAGUGCCUGAUGCAGGAUGAUACUAGAGGCAUGUUUAUGGAAACAGCUGUGUUUUGUACUUCAGAAGAUGGGCUUGUAUCUGGUUUCGGACGGACUGUUAAUGACAAUUUGAUCGACGGGAGUUGCACACCCCAGAAUCCACCACAAAAGAAAAAGGUUUCUCUACUAGAAUAUCGUAAGAGACAACGUGAAGCUAGAAAAAGUGGCUCUAAGACAGAAAACUUUGCACUGGUGAAUGUAUCACCUCACGCAAGUGGAAACCUGAGCAACAACAAUGGAGAUGCGUGUGCCAACAGUAGUGAAAAUGGAGAGCAGGUAGAAAGCAGUGCUAGCCUGCCCUUACCAGCACCAGCUGCAGUGUAUAAUGCUGCAUCUGAAGAAACCAGCAAUAACUGUCCUGUUAAGGAAGCUGCUGCCAGUGAGAAGAAUGAGCCAGAGGUUCAAUGGACUGCUUCAACUUCAGUGGAACAAGUGAGAGAAAGGAGUUACCAGAGAGCUCUGCUUCUCAGUGAUCAUCGAAAAGAUAAAGACAGUGGGGGAGAGUCACCUCGUGUCUCAUGCUCACCGAGUCAUGUUCAGUCUCCACCUUCAUCUCAUUCAAAUCACAUUCCCCAGUUGCAAGCUAAGGGCCCAGUCCCUUCAUUCAGUGAAUUUAUGGAAGAUCCUGAUCCCGAAAAUCCAGAACCCACAAUUACAAAUGAAUGUCCAUCCCCAGAUUCUUCUCAAAAUGCUUCUAAAAGCCCUUCUAAAAUGAACAAGUCUGGUUCACCGGGACCUGUGAUUCCUACUCAACCACAUGGGAAAAAAACAGAUCCCCACUGGGAGGCAGCAGUUAUUGUAGCAGAAGCUGAGAAUGGCGUUCACCUAAAAACCGAGCUCCAGCAAAAACAGCUCUCAAAUAACACCCAAGCACUUUCAAAGACUCAUCCUCAGCCACACAUCCGCAGUUCAUCUGAGCAACUUUCCCAAAAGCUGCCUUCUGCACCAACAAAGUUGCACUGUCCUCCGUCACCUCACAUAGAAAACCCCCCAAAGUCGUCUACGCCUCACACACCUGUACAGCAUGGUUAUCUUUCACCAAAGCCUCCUUCACAGCAGUUAGGAUCUCCCUACAGGCCGCAUCACUCACAGUCACCUCAAGUUGGAACACCUCAGCGAGAGCCUCAGAGAAAUUUUUAUCCGGCAGCACAGAACCUUCAAGCCACUACUCAGCAGGCAACUUCCGGAGCGUUAUUUACACAGACAUCCUCAGGACAAUCUUCAACAUACAGUCAGUUUAACCCACAGAGUCUGAACAGCCCGGCACCACCCCCUCCACCCCCGCCGCCGCCUUCUUCAUCCUAUUAUCAAAACCAGCAGCCCUCUGCAAACUUUCAGAAUUAUAAUCAGCUCAAAGGUAGUCUUUCCCAACAAACUGUGUUUACAUCAGGACCAAAUCAAGCACUUCCUGGCACCACAAGCCAGCAGACAGUUCCGGGGCACCAUGUUACUCCGGGGCAUUUUUUGCCCUCUCAGAACCCUACCAUUCACCAUCAAACUUCGGCCGCUGUGGUCCCGCCCCCUCCUCCGCCACCCCCUGCUCCAGCACCACACCUCGUACAACAGCCGAAUUCCCAUCAGCAACACUCAGUAGCACAUGUAGUAGGGCCUGUUCAUGCUGUCACCCCCGGGUCGCAUAUUCAUUCUCAAACUGCUGGACACCAUUUACCACCACCCCCUCCACCUCCUGGUCCUGCCCCUCAUCACCAUCCACCGCCCCAUCCUUCCACAGGACUCCAAGGUCUACAAGCACAACACCAGCAUGUUGUAAAUUCAGCACCCCCACCUCCUCCUCCACCUCCGCCUUCCAGUGUUUUGGCUUCUGGGCAUCACACCACAUCAGGUCAAGCCUUACACCAUCCAGCUCAUCAAGGACCUCCACUUUUUCCUUCAAGUGCUCAUCCAGCUGUACCACCGUACCCCUCACAAGCUGCACAUCAUACUACUUUGGGACCGGGACCCCAACACCAGCCUUCUGGAACAGGGCCACACUGUCCAUUGCCAGUUGCAGGUCCUCAUCUCCAGCCCCAAGGACCAAACAGUAUUCCAACACCUACUGCUUCAGGGUUCUGUCCUCAUCCUGGCUCUGUGGCCCUGCCACAUGGGGUCCAAGGACCUCAGCAGGCAUCUCCAGUGCCUGGACAGAUUCCAAUUCACAGAGCACAGGUGCCACCAACAUUUCAGAACAACUACCAUGGUUCAGGGUGGCAUUAAAAUGGACUCCAAAACAUUUUUUAAAUGUUCUGUAAAAUAAACUGUAUAUUUCAUAUGUACCUAUUAAGGUACUUUUUAAAGCUUGUACAUGAAACUUUGUAUAAAAAAACACCAGUGCUCUUUUCAUUGUAUUUUACCCAUUUUUGCUUUUUAAAAUUCCUUAAAAAUGUGCUGUUAAGCCAGUAUUAGGUAUCUUUAUUUUGUAAGUGAACAUUCCAGCUGUUUUCUCGCAGAGUUGAUGCUAAAUGAGCUUUACAUUUUAUUGUUCCAGUUAAAUUCAUUUAGUGAAUGUUUUCUAUAUUAUUUUAUACAUAUGCAUUAAGUAUACAGCUAAGUAAUGGCACUAUGAGGAUUUCAUUUUUUAAUUUCCUGUCAGUUCUGUGAGUGCAUCAUAGGUAUAAAAAUGCAAUACAGAUUUUUAUAGUUUGAUGUGGACAUAACUCAUUUUGUUUUAUCGGUUUCUUGCAAGCAAAAUGUAAUUUAAUGUAUAGAUGAUUUCUAAUGUCUCCCGACAAACUGUAAAUACUGCAUUUCUUUUGCGUAUAUAAUUGCUUACAGCUUUUCUCAUUUGAUAUAUACCAUUGUACAUAUGACAAGUCUUUUGCAAAACUGUGUGAUCUUUGUGAAAGUAGUACAGUAUAUGACCUUUCAUUUCUUUUUUAUUUUAAAUAUACUGUCACAUUGAAGCACUGGUUGGGCAUUUUAAUUCAUGUUAAUAAAUCACAAUUAUGUCAGUUUUACCAAA